Molecule: messenger RNA, 2706 nt
Organism: Pseudophryne corroboree (corroboree frog)
Lineage: Eukaryota; Metazoa; Chordata; Amphibia; Anura; Myobatrachidae
Gene: SYNGR1
Product: synaptogyrin 1
Exons: 5
Coding region: 294-989 (231 amino acids)
Cellular component (GO): neuromuscular junction; synaptic vesicle membrane
Source: RefSeq, a predicted model, not a curated record
CGAUGGAGGGCGCUGCGAUCACGUGGUCACAUAGAGGGGGCAGCGCCGAGCUGGGAAGGAGGGCGCACGCGUGAGACUCUGCAACACACUCAGCAGCAGCAGUUGCUUGUAGCUGUCGCACUGGCUCUGAUGAAGGGUUUGGCUGCUGCUGCUCCUUAUCACAUCAGCUGCUUCCAACUCAUCUCACAUACUCAGCCGCUUUCCCCAGAGAUCCGAAUCUCAUCCCUGCAAGGACAUCUGUGCUGGGCUGGAGAUCUGCACCUACAGAUAAAGGUUUUUUGGAGGCUUUCGGUAUGGAGGGAGGUGCUUAUGGAGCCGGUAAGGCUGGUGGAGCCUUUGACCCCCAGACUUUCAUCAGACAACCUCACACUGUCCUUAGGAUGGUGUCCUGGGUCUUCUCCAUUGUGGUCUUCGGGUGUAUAGUUAAUGAGGGAUACAUUAAUCUCCCAGAUGAGGAGGAGGAGCAUUGCAUUUUCAACAAAAACCGAAGUGCCUGCACCUAUGGAGUGACUGUAGGAGUGCUGGCGUUCCUCACUUGCCUUCUGUACCUGGCAGUCGAUGUCCACUUCCCGCAGAUCAGUAGUGUCAAAGACCGCAAGAAAACUGUGAUAAGUGAUAUUGCAGUGUCUGGUUUGUGGGCCUUCUUUUGGUUCGUUGGCUUUUGCUUUUUAGCCAAUCAAUGGCAGGUGUCCAACAUAAAUGACUUUCCAAUGAACGAGGGUGCAGAUGCUGCCCGGGCAGCCAUAGCCUUCUCAUUUUUCUCCAUUUUCACCUGGGCGGGACAAGCCGUGCUGGCCUUCAAACGCUACAGUCUGGGCUCCGACUCUGCGCUGUUCUCUCAGGACUACAUGGACCCAAGCCAAGAUCAAGGGCCUCCUUAUCCCCCCUAUGCCAGCAACGAUGACUUAGACCCUUCUACUGGCUAUCAGCAACCUCCCGCAGAUGCCUAUGAGGCUGGCACACAGGGCUACCAGGCCCAGGAUUACUAAAACAGCUCUGUCAAAGGACCUUUCAUUGUCUGACAGGCUAGCCGUUCCUCACUUAGAAAUUUGUUGCUGCCUCUCUGAUAGUGAAAGAAACCGUAAAACAGUUUAUCCUUAUUUUUUAUGACCUGGUUCAGGGAAGGUUCUCCUUUUUAUGUUGACUUCUAAAUACAGUUUACGUUGUUUUGUUUGUUGUUUUCAUUAUUGUUUAGCUGUUUGCAGUUUUGCCAGGUUUGCACCAUGUCAUUUUUAGAGUCCAUUUGAGCCCGUAUUUCUUAGGGCAGUUGUGGGAAACAACGGGCUCUCCAAACAUAACUGAAACCUAUUUCAAAUGAUACUCUGCACUUAACUUGCUGCUUCAUCUUAUGACAGGUUAAACAGCACAUUUUGAGAGAGAGUUUCAGCAACUGUGUUGAAUCUUUUAAGUUUUCUAUUCCAGGUUUUAGGGAAAUUUUACAGUACAGUUGCUUCGUUACAGAAGACCAUUUACUUUGUCUUUUCCCUGCUAAUUUUGACACUCUCUCCUACAGACUUUAUUCAUAUUUUGUGGGGAAAUUGUUAUCUAGUCAGGUGGCAUAUUACAUACAGUGUUUUGUUUUAUGUAUGAUCAUCAGAUUUAAGACUAUAUGCAUCAUACAGUACCGCUGCUCUCUCCAAAGUUCUUUUAUCGUUACACACUGACCACACGUACAGGCUGGUUAGAUAUAAAAUACAAAAUGUAUUGUGAUAAUAUUGAUUCCAUGUUCAUACUCAUCUGCUAUAAAUAUGAGAAAAAGAGCAUUGCCCAAAAUAAAGUAAAAUAUUGAAUGCAACAUUUAUCUCCUGUGGGGACACAUUCUCAGUUAUCAUACCAAGCUGAGUUCAGUCACAGUAGCUAAAUAUUAGAAAAGGCUAUGUUUUCUGUGCAUACAGGUCACAUUUUUGUGCAGGAGCUGAUUUCUUAGUAAAGAUGUGAUGUACUAAAGGCACUGACUUACAGAGAGAGGCUUCCCCAUUCUGAGUUGUCCUAAAUAAAAAAUGUAAAAAGUUUCUAACUGUGCAAAUCCAUCACCUGAGUUCGGAGAAUUAGUGGAUUCUUAGGUUCCCUUUGUUUUUUGCCCCUCCCAUUAUUCACCCUUCCUCAGGGGCUUGAUAGAUUUUAUAUAAAAGGCAAGAAUCUGGGUGCACAAAUCUUUACUAGUGAAGUAAAUGUACAUAUGUUAAAAUAUUAAUUGCAUAACAUCAGAAGCAUUUUUGUCCUCGGAUUCUGGAUUGACUGUCCCUAUCCCUGAACUGAUCACAAUGUGUUUGUGUAGUUUGUUUUAGCUUCAACAUUUAAUUGCCCAUAUGAAAGGCAAGUGAAAGUUACAGUUCUUAGUAAAUCACCCCAUAGCUCUAUUCCUGUCCAAUAAAUUAACAGUGAAUUGGUAAGAUGCCUUUUUGGCAGAAUAUUUGUGCUGCUGUUUCUUGAUAAGUGAGUGAUUGUCUACAUCACUGGAGAAAGAGAGUCUCAUGGUGACAUGGAUUUCAUCUGGCAAAACUGUUGAAGCAAGCAAAAACCACUCUUUUGUGUAGAAGACCAGAAACGUGAAGCCAAAUUAGCCAUUACAAGGAACAAGGAGCAAUCACAUGACUAUUUAGUGGAUUUAACAUUUUGCAAAAUUCUAAAGGUUCUUGGAUAUGUCAUUUGCCAAAUCUAACUUGCAUCCACCUAAGUAUUAAAUAAAAUGUUAUUCUGUAGGAA